Molecule: messenger RNA, 1937 nt
Organism: Oncorhynchus keta (chum salmon)
Lineage: Eukaryota; Metazoa; Chordata; Actinopteri; Salmoniformes; Salmonidae
Product: ankyrin repeat and SOCS box protein 5-like
Exons: 7
Coding region: 62-1054 (330 amino acids)
Biological process (GO): protein ubiquitination; positive regulation of protein catabolic process; intracellular signal transduction
Molecular function (GO): protein binding
Source: RefSeq, a predicted model, not a curated record
UUAGCAGCCAGCCACCGACAGCCAGGCAAGACAUAAGCAAGGAUAGACAAGAAAGGAAGCAAUGACUCCAAAUGUGGAUAGCCAGUCCUUUGGCACAGUACACUACUCCAAUGUCUAUCUCUCCAUAUUCGCUCUGUUUUGCGUCAAGCUCUUUGUCAAGAUCAGCCUGAAUAUUCUCACCCACUUCUAUGUGGUGAAGGGGAAUCGGAAGGAGGCUGCCCGCAUUGCAGAAGAGUUUUAUGAUUUUGGACAAGGGCACAGGUCAUGGGCGGACCGGUCCCCUCUCCACGAGGCAGCGUGUCAUGGCCGUCUCCUGGCCCUCAGGACCCUACUCUCACAGGGUUACAACGCAAACAUCCCUACCAUAGACCAUGUGACGCCGUUGCAUGAGGCUUGCCUAUCAGACCACGCGUCAUGCGCCAAGGCGCUUGUCGCAGCUGGUGCCAAUGUAAAUGCCACCACCAUUGAUGGGGUGACGCCACUGUUCAAUGCCUGCUCAGCGGGCAGUGCCACCUGUACAGAGGUACUGCUGGAAAACGGUGCCAAGCCCCAGUCAGAGAUGUGCCAGCCCUCGCCCAUACACGAAGCCUCCAGCAAAGGCAGAAGUGCUUGUCUGGAGGCGCUGAUCACAUGGGGAGCAGACGUGGACUAUGAUAUUCCUCACCUGGGAACCCCCCUGUACAUCGCCUGCAUCUCCUCAGGACUCCAGUGCACACAGAAACUCCUCGAAGGAGGGGCCAAUGUGCAGAAGGGCAGGUUCCUGGAGAGCCCGCUCCAUGCAGCAGCUCAGAAGGACUGUCCUGAGAUCAUCAAUGUGUUGUUAGAGUUUGGAGCGAACAUUAACGCUAAAAACCUAGAGCUGAAGAGACCGGUGGAGUCAGCCCCACCUAACAGCUCAGCAGAGGAGACGUUACUGCUGCAUGAAGCAACACCUCAGUCACUAUGUCAACUGUGUCGUCUCAGUGUCAGAGAUUAUAUGGGUCGAUCUCGACUACACCUCAUCCCUCAGUUACACCUCCCCAACCCUCUCAAACGCUUCCUCCAGUACAGAUAGAACACAACGCUCUCUGUCUGUCUGUCUGUCUGUCUGUCUGUCUGUCUGUCUGUCUGUCUGUCUGUCUGUCUGUCUGUCUGUCUGUCUGUCUGUCUGUCUGUCUGUUGCUCUCUCCCUUCCCCUCUCUGUUUCUCUCUGUCUUCCUCUCUCUUUCUCUUUCUAAAUGAGAGAGCAUCAUCACAAUAGAGGAUAUUAUUUCUCCCACCCUCUCUCUUUCUCUCUGUUUCUCUCUCCGUCCAUCUUUAUCAUCAAGGGAAUGUUUUAUUACUCACUGAACCUUGUUUCUUUUUAACCCAGAACCUCAAAUGCACCGAAUCCCUCCCAUUCACUGACAUCUGUUUCCACUCUUUCUCUGAAGCACCUACGUACAAGGUCAUGUAAAUAUGUAUAUUCUGUUACAUUGACCAAAACAACAACUCUUAUGCUAAUCAGAUGUACUGUGAAUAAUAUUGCAUUUCAAUUAUUUUCUUAUAUAAUAUUAGCCAACUAAUAUAUUAACGUGACCCGUAUAUGCAUAACUCACUGAAAAAUGUGCAGUAUUUUGCCAAAACUCAUUUCACAUACCUCUCACCUGUUUCACUCUAAUAAAUAAGAAUGUUAUUCCAUGAUGUGGUUGUCUUGGAGAUGAUAUUUCUGGCAUGUUCCGGCUGUGGUUUAGUUCAGUCGUUUUUCAAUCUAUUUAGAAGAUCCUUUUCCAUGAAUCAAAACUCAAAUAUAUCCUGCUCACAAAUGUUACAUGUUUACAUUGGUAUCGUCUUCAUGGUACAAAAACUAACAUUUUGAUAUUUUCAUGAACACAUUUUAUAAACUGCAAUGGCAGUACAAACAAACUGUACAUAUGUCAAUAAGUAAAACACAAUCAAUAAAUACAUAUGUAAAUAAA